This is a messenger RNA of Gekko japonicus, 1173 nucleotides long. Its product is annotated as paired box protein Pax-5. The transcript is spliced from 10 exons. Bases 1 to 1173 code for a protein of 390 amino acids. The record is from RefSeq and is a predicted model, not a curated record. NCBI's taxonomy places the organism in Eukaryota, Metazoa, Chordata, Lepidosauria, Squamata, Gekkonidae. Gene Ontology annotation, molecular function: DNA-binding transcription factor activity, RNA polymerase II-specific; RNA polymerase II cis-regulatory region sequence-specific DNA binding. Gene Ontology annotation, biological process: regulation of transcription by RNA polymerase II; anatomical structure development.
AUGGAAAUACACUGUAAGCACGACCCCUUCGCAGCCAUGCAUAGACAUGGAGGAGUGAAUCAGUUAGGGGGUGUUUUUGUGAAUGGGCGACCGCUCCCUGACGUAGUUCGCCAAAGGAUUGUGGAACUUGCCCAUCAAGGCGUCAGACCGUGUGAUAUCUCCAGGCAACUCCGGGUCAGCCAUGGCUGUGUCAGCAAAAUACUCGGCAGGUACUAUGAGACUGGAAGCAUUAAGCCUGGAGUUAUUGGAGGGUCAAAACCAAAGGUCGCCACACCCAAAGUAGUAGAAAAGAUUGCAGAAUAUAAACGCCAAAACCCCACCAUGUUUGCCUGGGAAAUCAGGGACAGACUUUUAGCGGAGCGAGUUUGUGACAACGACACAGUGCCCAGUGUUAGCUCAAUUAACAGGAUUAUACGGACAAAAGUACAGCAACCGCCUAACCAGCAAGUCCCUGCCUCCAGUCACAGCAUAGCCUCCACAGGUUCCGUGACCCAAGUGUCCUCAGUAAGCACAGACUCAGCAGGUUCCUCCUAUUCCAUUAGUGGAAUUCUGGGAAUUACAUCCCCCAGCGCUGAAAGCAACAAACGCAAAAGAGAUGAAGGUAUUCAGGAGUCUCCAGUACCAAACGGCCAUUCUCUCCCGGGUAGAGAUUUCCUUCGGAAACAAAUGCGGGGAGAUCUUUUCACCCAGCAACAGUUAGAAGUGUUGGACCGAGUCUUUGAAAGACAACAUUAUUCUGACAUCUUCACAACAACUGAACCCAUCAAACCAGAGCAGACUUCAGAAUAUUCAGCCAUGGCGUCAUUAGCUGGUGGAUUAGAAGAUAUGAAGGCCAAUUUAUCAAGCCCUGCUUCAACAGAUAUAGGAGCCAGUGUUCCAGGACCACAGUCGUAUCCUAUUGUGACAGGUCGCGAUUUGGCAAGCACAACCCUCCCUGGAUACCCUCCGCACGUCCCCCCUGCUGGACAGGGCAGCUACUCUGCUCCAACGCUGACAGGAAUGGUGCCUGGGAGUGAGUUUUCCGGAAGUCCAUACAGCCACCCGCAGUAUUCAACAUACAAUGAUUCUUGGAGAUUUCCCAAUCCUGGAUUGCUAGGCUCUCCGUACUAUUACAGCGCCGCUGCCCGAGGAGCCGCACCUCCUGCAGCUGCUGCUGCUUAUGACCGCCACUGA